UUUAAGUAGUUCGUAUUAAGUUGGAAACGGUUUUUUUUUUCCAGCGGAGCUCAAAGGCAAACGAUACAAAUAGUCUAAAUAGACUGUGCAGACAAGGAUAUCACCACGGAGCUGUAUAUAUUUACGAUGCUAUAUAACAGCUUAAUCUUCUGACGACGCGAGAAGCUUACUGUAGCUGCUGCGCUAUUUCUAGAGCGCAGGUUUUUUUUCUACCUGGGAAUGAAAUCUGGAUUAACAGAUGAAGUAUAAUGGCUAUCUAACACUUUUCUACGCGUCUCAACCUUCCGUGUGUUUACAGUGAAACGGAAUUAGGCUCCUUCAGAAUCAAAUAACUGAACAGAAAAUGAGAGUCUGUGGAUACUGCGCGACGUCCUGGAACCGUUUGCUGGUGAUAUGUCUCAGGCUACUGUUUAUUGUCCCUGCAGGUCUGCACGUUCGAAGUCAAGGGGACUCUCAAUCCGAUAACAAAGUAAUGGACAAUGUUACCGUCCGACAAGGGGAGACGGUGUUUCUCAGCUGUUCUCAGGGGGACGUGGUGACGCACACAGCUUGGCUGAACAGGUCCAGCAUACUGUAUGCCGGCGUGGACAAGUGGUCUGUGGACCCCCGGGUGAGCCUGGUGACGUUCAACCGCGAUGAGUUCACCAUCAAGAUCGAGAACGUGGACGUGAGCGAUGAGGGCCUCUAUGUGUGUGCCGUGCAGACGAGUAGCAGACCCAGGACCACGUUCGUCCACAUCAUCGUGCAAGUUCCUCCAAAAAUCAUCGACUUCUCAAAAGAUAUGGUGGUAAAUGAAGGUACCAAUGUCACACUGAUGUGUCUGGCCAAUGGCAAACCAGAACCGGCAAUCAACUGGAGAGUGCAUUCCCUGUCAGGUGGCAGUGUCGGCUCAGACGACGAGUAUCUGGACAUCCCCUCCAUCAGCAGACACAAAGCAGGGGAGUAUGAGUGCAUGGCAGCCAAUGACAUCGCUGCAGACACGAGGACGCUGAGGCUGGUAGUCAACUACCCUCCUAGUGUGCUCGGGGGCAGAGACAUUGGGGUGACCCUGGGUCAGAGAGGCGUCCUUCAGUGUGAGGCGGACGCUGUACCGGCGGCAACGUUUGAGUGGUACCGAGACGACAGAAGGAUCUUUAAUGGCUUUGAUGGUAUCGAGAUCAAUGAUUCUGGAACAUUUUCAAAGCUGACUUUAUUUAACGUGUCUGAGACAGACUAUGGAAAUUACACUUGUGUGGCCAUCAACAAACUUGGAAGUGCGAACACAAGCAUUGUGCUAUAUGAAGUAAUUGAGCCCACUAGCUCGACACUGUUGCAAGUGGAGACAACUUCUUUUUUAGAAAUGACUUCAUCUGCUUUAGAGCAGACAGCCACUGAAUGCAGUCAGUUAUGGGAAGAACCCGGUGCAGUUCAAGAUGGCAACAGCGGCACAUCAGGAACGUACACAUCCCUCUGCCUACUCCUCAUCCUCACCCUGCAGCUGCUGCUUAAGUUUUGAUGGCGAGGACGUUUCGGGAAGAAACAGCCUCCUCUCUCUCGUCACUCAUACCAAUGCCAGGAGCCACCCAUGGGAGCACAGGAUGUGUGCGGGAUCCCCCACUACUCCUUUUUAAUCAAGUAAUCUUGUCGCCUUUCUUUUCGUUAGUGUUAAAUAUGAAUCUCUUACAAUGAAACUUAACAUUUUAUCCUGCCCCACUGAAAUAUCAGUUUAUACAUUUACAGGAUACAAGCCAGUUGAGGU
Molecule: messenger RNA, 1738 nt
Organism: Electrophorus electricus (electric eel)
Lineage: Eukaryota; Metazoa; Chordata; Actinopteri; Gymnotiformes; Gymnotidae
Source: RefSeq, a predicted model, not a curated record